GGAGGGAGAGUUUGCAACGCAAAUAAAUAAUAGCUUGAAACAAGACAAAUAAUACAAUUUUACGUGAUUAUUAACAACAAAGAAAACAUGCCGCCGACAGAAACAGAAGUACAACAUGCGGUAGCUGCACCAAAACCGAAUCCGCGAAAUAAUCCAACUAUGUUCAAAAUAUUCCAAAACGUUCAAUACAAUGUUGUGCAGCACAAGAAAUAUGUGAAAGAAAUGAUGAAAUUGUACAAAAAGUUAGAUGAAGGAACAUUCCGGGAGAGUUUCAAAAAUGCUCUGCAGUAUCUCUUCACAUUUGGAGACACAAGUGCUAACGUGGACCGUGUUGUACAAUUUGUGGCAUCAUUCUGCACUGCUCUGGAUGACGAUGAAGAGUUCCUACAGUUCAUAUUUGAUAUUAUUUUUGAGUGUCAAUGUGUCUCCGGGCAGUCGGUGAGGUACCGAGCCAGCCAGCUGCUGGCUGCUGUGCUUGCUGCUCUCGGGGAAGAUGCAUGUCUUGAUGAUGAACUGUGUGACAAACUGCUGGAGUCCCAGAUGCAAAGGCUACAAGACACCCGUGGUGCUGUCCGCUGCCGCGCGGCGCUGGCGCUGCAGCGGCUGCAGAACCCGCCUGAUGAUGACGUCACACGCGCCUACCGCUUCCACAUGAGCUGCGACCCCAGCUCCUCAGUUCGAAGGGCGGUGCUAAUGUCCAUAGCGAAGUGCAAGCCGAACGUUCCGUUCGUGUUGGAGCGUCUGUGCGACGUGGACGAGGCGGUGCGGCGCGCGGCCUUCCUGUACAUGGCCGCCAUGCCCGUGGUGCAGCUCAAGGUCACGCAGAGGAUACUCACGCUCAAGGUGGGUCUAACGGAGCGCAGUCCCCGCGUGCGGCGCGUGGUGGAGGAGAUCCUGAUCCCGGGCUGGCUCGCUUGCUUCCGCGGGAACAUCGUCGACCUGCUCAAAGCCAUCCGCCUCGACAACACUCACGAUGCUAAAGACUCCCAGUAUGUUGCUGGAAAACUGCUCGAGUCGCUCUUCAAACGCCUACCAAUCUCGGAGUUGCUAGAAUGGCUGCCGACUGACAAGUCCCUCCGGCUGAUCCCCGCCGACAAGUUGAACAAGGAGACGGCGUGGUACUGGCGCCACCUCGCGGAGCACCUGCAGAAGAUCGACGACGACGAGACACUGGAGACUGUGUUGCCCGAUCUAGUCGUGCUUACUGGGUAUAUCCGCGCGAUAGUAGAGUCCCCGUGCCCGGCGCCGGGUGAGGACCCGGUGGGGUUAAACACGCGGCAGCACGUGCUGGCCGAACUGGGCCGCAUGCUGCGCGCCUACGACGCCUGCGACACCGCGGGCCGCGCCGCUCUGCACGAGCUCGCUACCGAUGUACUCACUGGAGACUACGGGUAUCUAAGUGCUGAAGUGAUCCGCGCGUUCGUGUCAGCAUUAGAGCUGGUGGUACCAGAAGUGGGUCAGCGUAUGGAGGUGGUGGCGGGCGUGAUCAACUCUCUCCGGGAUCCGCCUGAACCAGAGCUGCCGCCGCCGCCGCCGCCGACAGUAGAUGAUGCCAAGGCCAAGCUUGAGAGAGCCAGGCUGCGUGUGUCGUUGAAUGUCGCUAUAGAAGCUCAGGAGGAGGCAGUCAGGGAUCAGAACUACGAGCUUGCAGCAGAGUGCAAGGCGAAGGUGGCUGACAUUCAAAAGAAGUUAGAAGACUUGACGGUGCAGUCUACUCCGACCGCGCCACCGCCGCCGAUACCGACAAUAAAGGAGAAGAUAUCGGACUCGGACACGCUGAACAAAUGUUUGACGAUACUGAACGCUACGAUGGACACGCCACAGCUGAAGACUGUCACACCAAUACUGCGGAUCAUAUUCAAUGAACUUGAGGUGGAGAUAUUCCAAAACCCGGAUAUAUUGGAGAAUGCCUUGGAAACAGUGGCACUUUAUGGAAUGUUGGAUAAAGAGUUUGCUAAGGAAAACAAGGCCUUCUUCUUCGCUAACCUAAUAGACACAACGAAUGAGAGUAUAGUAUGCACGGUACUCAAAUGCUUGGUGGAUCUCGUGUGUGUGCACGGACCGCGCGUUUUCGAGGACGAGCACGACGACACGGCGCGCAGCAAGCGAACCACGAAGGAUGAUGAUCACGAUUCUGAUUUUGCAGAAUCAAUAGUUUCCUUGUCACCCGAUCACAACGCUGUCAUAGAAAUCCUUUUGAAGAUUAUGGAUGGCACAUGUGCAGCGUAUAGAUUGAUCAUAGUGGAAGGUCUCUGUCGUCUACUACAUCUGGGGCACCUUGAAUCACCGUCGAUACUCAGCAGGCUGCUCUUGCUGUGGUUCAACCCUGCUACUGUGGAGGAAGAUAUGUUACGGCAAACCAUAGGAGUGUUCUUCCAAACGUUCCCAACCACGGUCGAUGGCGCGCAGGAACAAAUUCAGAAAGCGACGCUCCCCACACUACGCACGCUCGCCAACGCGCCGUCUAGUUCUCCUCUAGCCGAGAUCGACCAAGAAGCCGUCGUGAGGUUCAUAGUCUCACUCACUAGAGUCAAUCAUGAGCUGACCGACAGUCAAGGCGGCAUGGCGAUGCUGCUGACGAACUCGCUGUCGCGGCGGCCGACUGCGCCGGAGACGGGCCUGGCGUGCCGCAUGUUGGCACUACUGUCGCCGCCCAGAGACGCUCGACUUGCUUCUGAGCUCGCCGCUACGCUGCGCGAUACUUGUAAUAAUCUACCGGACAAGCAGUCUCAGCGUAAUCUAACGCGGUAUCUCGGUGCGUUGGAAGCUGCCGAGCGAACCAGUCUCAACAAAAUGUCUAACACUGGUAUUACUGAAGGAACAAUUCAGAAUGAAGACACUAUGACACAUAUUGGGCGCGCUACAACCUCAUUACCGCAGCCGAUAGCCCGCAGUACACACGUGGUGAUCAACGAGACGGUAGAAGAAGAAGUGGAAAUUGACGAGACUUCACCCACGGAUGCUAUAUCUAAAAUAUCUACAGGCCUGGAGACAGUGGAAGAGAGCCCAAAGUCAGCACGUAGCUCGUCGGGCUCUGAAGACAAGCGAGCAGAUAAGGUCGAGGAAGACGCGCAGACCGACUCCAGUAGCGGCGUCUCACCCGUCAAGAAACCUAAAGUCUCCAAAGCAAAGAAAAAGAAGCUAUCAUUAUCCAAACAGUCAGAAGAGAACCCCAAACCGAAAUCCGGAAAAGAUAAAGGAACUAAAGCGAAGAAAGUACGAGAAGAGGCUGUGAAAGAAAUAGAAAAAGAGAAGAUAGUAGAAGAGGAGAAUGAAAAGGGAGGAGUCAAACGGAGCCGGUCACAACGCUCACUAGUAGAUGUUGAAAGAGCACAAAAAGCAAAAGCAGAGAAGAACAAGAAGGCGCAAGCGGCGUCCCCCCCAGAAGAACUUGACAUGUCCAACGUAACAGUGCGCAGAUCCUCGAGAGGAUUGCAAUCUGGCUCCAGCACCGAAUCUAACGGCUCUGGCAAAGCGAAGAAAACUGAUAAGAAGAAGAAAGAACCAGCUACUAAACCGGCCACGAAGCCUGUGACGCGCUCAUCUGCGGGGUCGCGAAGCAGCGCCGGCAGCGUCCACUCCAUGUUCGACGAUUCCGCCGAUGAGACUGAAUUGCACACCAUUGUGUAUGACAAGGAAUUCGAACAAUCACUUCUAAACGACUCAAGCGAGCUGAUGGAUAGCAAGCGAACGUCUAAAGCCAACGUCACGAUACCCGAAACACCUGAUGGCUCCGACGCAUCUGAAUCAGAACCUGAACCUGAACCAGUGAAACCUAAAGGCAAGAGAAAUGCAAAGAAAAAAUAGUAAUUAAAUAAGUAGAGUACGAUUUAGUUUAAAUAAAUUUAUUUUUAGAGAUAUAUAA
Messenger RNA from Pectinophora gossypiella (pink bollworm), 3865 nucleotides. RefSeq names its product condensin complex subunit 3 (gene Cap-G). NCBI's taxonomy places the organism in Eukaryota, Metazoa, Arthropoda, Insecta, Lepidoptera, Gelechiidae. Gene Ontology annotation, biological process: mitotic chromosome condensation. The coding region runs from base 88 to 3807 and encodes 1239 amino acids. Gene Ontology annotation, cellular component: condensin complex; condensed chromosome; cytoplasm. The transcript has 28 exons. The record is from RefSeq and is a predicted model, not a curated record.